UGAUCGUGGAGAAGCUUGAACCUGGAAUGGUUAGCUUGCCGGUGAUGGAUCUCGCUACCGUAUGCACCACGUGGGGACGUGAAACAAGCAGUAAGAUAUAGGAGAGAUAUGAGUGGCCAACAGUCAUGUUCUAGAAAAUGUUGCCCGGGAUAUAUAAUAAAGUCGACCGCCUUUCAGUAGGUUGGGUUGCGAGUUUUAUGUCCUAAACAUAUUGACGGCCGUAUUCAAAAUGGAGGCCAUUCAGCGUCUUCUACCCCAGGGACUGCCUGUAUCACUUCAAGUGGUCAUUGCCACCCUGGUACUUGGCUUCAUCUACUCGCUAGUCACCGCAGACCGACCUUUUGCUGGAUUUCCGGUCAUAACAGUUGAUGGACAGAGUCCAACGAAAAGUUGGCUAUGGCACGGCAGAAAAGCUGUGACCGAAGGCGUAAAACGGUUUUCCGGGCCAUUCCAAAUCAUGACAGGAACGGGUCCGAAGAUUGUCUUGCCCAAUAGAUUCGCUGACGAGCUUCGUAACCACCCCUCGUUGAACUUCAACAAGGCCUUUGCUAAAGAUUUUAUGGUGAAUUAUCCAGGAUUCGAAGCUCACCGACUAGGCCUACGUGACGAGUCUCUGAUUCAGGAUACGGUACGAAUCAAGUUAACUCAAUCACUCAACUUGAUUACGGAUGACCUGGUCGACGAAACAGCAGCAUCACUCUACGAUGUCUUCGGUGACAACAAGGAGUGGACCACCAGGCUCAUUAGAGACGACAUUCUUGAAGUUGUCGCUCGACUUUCAUCAAGGGUAUUCUUAGGCAAAGAACUAUGUCGGAAUCGGAGAUGGCUUGAUAUCUCGAAAUCAUAUACCGUGGACUCAUUUCUUCUCUCGCGUCUAAUGAGAGCUGUUCCUUGGUUUAUACGUCCCAUCGUUUAUGUAUUGCUCCCGCAAUCAAGAUCUCUCCGCCACGCCGUUAGAGAUGCACGAAAGCUCAUCAACCCCGAGGUACAACGCCGUAAAGCCGCUGUUGAUGCAGCGCAUGCGGCGGGCGAGAAGCCCCCGAAGGUCGCGGACACAAUCGGCUGGAUGUAUGAGGUUGCUAAAGGACGCGAUGCCGACUUCGUCGCAGGGCAGCUUUCGCUGACGAUGGCUGCUAUCCACACGACUACGGAGACGACUUGUUCAGCGCUACUUGACAUCUGCGAAUAUCCCGAUGUGGCUCAGCAGCUUCGACAGGAGAUCAUCGAGGUCAUUGGCGAGCACGGGUGGGCAAAAACUUCUCUGUACAAGCUUAAGCUUAUGGAUAGCUUCCUCAAGGAGGGUCAACGAAUCACGCCUAUGGGCAUAACCACUAUGAACCGAUACGUAGAGAAGGACUUGGAACUCUCUGACGGAACCGUAUUACCGGAGGGCUCACGCAUCGUAGUAGCGAGCAACUUCAUGGAUCCAACUAUUUAUCCCGAGCCCGAGAAGUUUGAUGCCGCCCGGUUCUUAAAGAUGAGGCAACAACCCGGCCAAGAGAACAGCUGGCAAUUUGUGACCACUAGUCCGGCCCACACUCUUUUUGGACACGGGCAGCACGCAUGUCCCGGCCGGUUUUUUGCAUCGAACGAGGUAAAGAUUGCCCUAUGCCAUCUAUUACUUAAAUACGAUUGGCGGUUCAUUCCAGAGGAGGGUCGACCAGCCCCGCGAGUCCUCGAAGGUAUCAACGCCGUCGACCAGAAGUCGAGGAUCCAAGUGCGACGGAGGAAAGCAGAAAUCGACCUUGAUGACUACUGAGCGGAUUGUCUUGUAGAGCAUCGCGUCAUGUCGAACAUUUCUGUAUUGUAUUGCCCAUACCCCUGAAAGUACUUAUACCCGAUUAUUUUUGGGAACCCGGCGCCGCUAUAAAGAUAAAUCGUUAGCAUUACUUAUAAUAUAAUUUUAUAUCUCUUGUGUGUUUCUGUUGGUAAUU
This is a messenger RNA of Daldinia decipiens, 1934 nucleotides long. Its product is annotated as cytochrome P450. Gene Ontology annotation, molecular function: oxidoreductase activity, acting on paired donors, with incorporation or reduction of molecular oxygen; monooxygenase activity; heme binding. Lineage: Eukaryota; Fungi; Ascomycota; Sordariomycetes; Xylariales; Hypoxylaceae. The transcript has 4 exons. Bases 230 to 1759 code for a protein of 509 amino acids. The record is from RefSeq and is a predicted model, not a curated record.